Messenger RNA from Owenia fusiformis, 561 nucleotides. The record is from the annotation of a GenBank genome assembly. Lineage: Eukaryota; Metazoa; Annelida; Polychaeta; Sabellida; Oweniidae.
AAACAGAGGAUGGGCAGUGUGACUGCACUUAAUUUUGGAUUGAUCAACAAAAUUGAAAGUAAUGAAAGCCGGGCGAUAAAAACAGCCAGGAACAUGAAGCAAAUGCUAAAACUGCUUAUUUAAAUGCAAUGGGCCAGUGUGAGAUAUAUGGUGAUCCACUUGUUUUCAGAUCAUCUGGUAUUGUGCGCCACCCGACAAUUGGAUACAUACGAGGUAGCCCUGAUGGAUUUGUAAGCUGCAAAUGCAAAACUUAUCCAAUGGAAAUCAAAUGUCCCUAUCACGCUAGAGAUAUGUCCAUAAAUGAGGUGGUUGAAUGUGGCAAACUAAAAUUCAUUAAUAAGGAGCAUAAUCUUCUUAUUUGUGAACAUGAUUACUUUGCCCAUGUCCAGGGCAUCAUGGGUCUUACAAAUGCAAAUAAUCUACAUUUCAUCGUUUGGACAACCAAUUUUGGGAUAAUCUACUGCUAAAUCUACAACUUUUUAAACCAAAAAUAAAAGUAUAUCUGGAAUUAUGUUGGUUUUAUGAGGACAUCAACAAUUUUUUGUUGUCAGAAACAUGACG